Messenger RNA from Nerophis ophidion (straightnose pipefish), 1710 nucleotides. It is a transcript of the gene zng1a, whose product is annotated as COBW domain containing. The transcript has 16 exons. The record is from RefSeq and is a predicted model, not a curated record. The coding region runs from base 165 to 1256 and encodes 363 amino acids. Gene Ontology annotation, cellular component: cytoplasm. Lineage: Eukaryota; Metazoa; Chordata; Actinopteri; Syngnathiformes; Syngnathidae.
CACAGUCUCUGCCGGACUCGGACUAAUAACGGUGUUGCACAUAUUUAGAACCCUGGAGAGGAAGCCUGCUAAUGCAAUUUUUAAUUGAAUUGUCACACUUUGCUUAAUCGUGUGAUUCAACCGUCUGGCAGUACAUCCUGCCAGGUUGUUUAAAUGUCGUGGUGAUGGCGGAUGACGAUGAUUGCCCAGAGUUGGUGCCCAUCGACACCCAGCCUGAUGGUCCUGCAGAGCAGAUCCCUGUCACCAUCAUCACUGGCUACCUUGGCGCUGGAAAGACCACACUGCUGAACUACAUUUUAACCGAACAACAUAGCAAACGGAUUGCUGUCAUACUCAAUGAAUUUGGAGAAGGUAGCGCUCUUGAGAAGUCCCUGGCAGUGAGCCAUGCUGGAGAACUUUAUGAGGAGUGGUUGGAGCUGAGAAAUGGCUGCCUUUGUUGCUCUGUCAAGGACAAUGGCCUUAAAGCUAUUGAAAACCUGAUGGAGAAGAAGGGAAAGUUUGACUACAUCCUUUUGGAAACCACAGGACUUGCUGAUCCAGGUGCUGUAGCCUCCAUGUUCUGGGUUGACGCAGAACUCGGCAGUGACAUCUACCUGGAUGGCAUCGUGACCGUCAUCGACGCCAAGUAUGGACUGCAGCAUCUAACAGAGGAAAAGGCUGAUGGUCUUGUGAAUGAAGCUGCAAGACAAAUUGCGCUGGCUGACCUGACUAUUAUCAAUAAGACUGAUCUGGUGACGGAAGAAAAACUUGCUCAAAUCCGAGAUGCUGUCAGGUCAAUCAACGGUGUGGCCAAGCUCCUAGAAACCCAGAGAUCAAGGGUAGACCUCUCUGAAGUUCUUGACCUUCACGCCUUUGACAGUAAAGAUGGCACAAAUUUAUCCGAGAAGUUGCAGAUGCUGAAACCGACCAGCCCUCAUCUUGAUAAGAGUAUUUUAACGAUGACGUUUGAAGUGGUUGGAAGUCUUUCAGAGGAUGCCCUAAAUGUUUUCAUUCAGGAUCUCCUUUGGGAAAAGACGCUGAAAAACAAAGAGGGGCAACCCAUGACUGUCAUCCGCUUAAAGGGAAUAGUCGCGCUGGCAACUAAAGCCCACCAAGUCAUGCUGCAGGGGGUCCACGAGCUGUAUGAGCUCAAUGAGACACCCCAGCUUUGGGGGGAGCACCUGCGGGUCAGCCGACUGGUCUUUAUAGGAAGGAACUUGGACAAGGAUAUUCUGCAACAACAUUUCAUCUCCACCGUGGUACAAAAAGAUAAAUAAUCAGAAGAAGAUACGGUCAAAACAGAAGAGCAGAUCUCCGGGUUCGGUCUGUUAUUUUCUCAAGAUGAUGAAGCACAUGCACGAGAGGUUAGCUGAUGUCAACCAAAGGUUCAGACUAGGAGGCGUGUGGUUUUCUAUUUAUAAUGGUAUCUAUAAUCAAUAACAAAUAUGUACUUUUUUUACAAGUGAGUAGUGCAUAAUUGCUGUCCAAUGGAAAAACAUGUAAAGUAUCUCCCCUUUUUGUUUUUUUCCUUUAUAGCUGAAACAUGAAGAACAUAUGUGUAUGCUUUUCCAUUAAAUACAAAAAAAACUUACAAAUAUGGGGCAAAAAAAAAGACUUUUCAUUGGCGGAAACAAUUGUCCAAUUAAAACCUUUUUCUCAACAUGAGUUUUUUAUGUUACAUCCAAAAUAUGAAUAAAUAUGACCUGUUGUUUUUCAGAUGAAGACUUUCAA